AUGAUGAGUGGAGAAGGGAAAGCAGUGUGUGUAACAGGAGCUUCAGGUUACAUAGCUUCAUGGCUGAUCAAGCUCUUGCUUCAACGAGGUUACAUCGUCAAAGCCUCUGUUCGUGACACAAAUGAUCCGAAGAAAACAGAACACUUGCUCUCACUCGAUGGAGCUAAAGAAAGGCUUCACUUAUUUAAAGCAAAUCUUUUGGAAGAAGGAUCUUUUGACUCUUCAUUUCAUGGUUGUGAAGGUGUUUUCCACACAGCAUCACCUACAAUAUUUUCAGCGUCUGAUCCACAGGCAGAAAUAAUUGACCCAGCAGUGAAGGGAACACUUAAUGUUCUCCGGUCAUGCGCAAAAGUUCAAUCUGUGAAGAGAGUGGUUGUGACAUCUUCCACGGCUUCAGUUGUAGAAAAUGGAAAACCUCUAACCCCUGAUGUGGCAGUUGACGAGACGUGGUUUUCGGAUCCUGUUUAUUGCGAGAAUUUGAAGCUUUGGUAUCCACUUUCAAAAACUCUAGCUGAGGAUUCUGCUUGGAAAUUUGCAAAGGAAAAUGGUAUAGAUUUGGUCACUUUACAUCCGGGAAUUGUUGUUGGUCCUCUCUUACAACCAACUCUUAAUGGCAGUGUGGAGCUGAUUCUGAGCAACAUAAAUGGACCUCAAACAUUUCCCAAUAGAGUUCGUAGAUUUGUCGAUGUUAGAGAUGUUGCUUUUGCACACAUUCAAGCAUUUGAAGUUGCUUCUGCUAAUGGAAGAUAUUGUCUAGUUGGAUAUGUUCAGCACAUGUCGGAGGUUUUGAAGAUUUUACAAGAGCUCUACCCUGCUUUGAGCCUUCCUCAGAAAUGUGAAGACGACAAGCCUCUCGUGCCGAAGUACCAAGUAUCAAAGGAGAGAGCAAGAUCUUUGGGAAUUAGCUUCACUCCUUUGGAAGUGAGUCUGAAAGACACUGUUGAAAGCUUAAAGGAUAAGGGUUUUCUUUAACAAUAUUGUGUACAUUGUUAUUGGGAACUAUGCGAUCAGCAGAAGUAAUUACUACAAUACAAGCUUAAGUAGAUAAAAAGAAAUUAUAAAAAAAUUUCCAAUUAUAAACAAAUUAGACUGACUGCUUUU
Molecule: messenger RNA, 1101 nt
Organism: Morus notabilis
Lineage: Eukaryota; Viridiplantae; Streptophyta; Magnoliopsida; Rosales; Moraceae
Product: cinnamoyl-CoA reductase 1-like
Exons: 6
Coding region: 1-972 (323 amino acids)
Molecular function (GO): oxidoreductase activity, acting on the CH-OH group of donors, NAD or NADP as acceptor
Source: RefSeq, a predicted model, not a curated record